Messenger RNA from Drosophila ananassae, 3900 nucleotides. RefSeq names its product centrosomal protein of 162 kDa. Lineage: Eukaryota; Metazoa; Arthropoda; Insecta; Diptera; Drosophilidae. The record is from RefSeq and is a predicted model, not a curated record. The transcript is spliced from 7 exons. Gene Ontology annotation, cellular component: centrosome; centriole; axonemal microtubule. Gene Ontology annotation, biological process: cilium assembly. Bases 349 to 3135 code for a protein of 928 amino acids.
UGCGGGCGACGGCCUUUUUAGUGGCCAACCUCUGGCCACACCGAUUUCUGUCAAAUACCCAAAAGGAAAUGUUUGCGACCAGUUUGUGCCACAAAAAGUGGUAAAUACCGAGGAUGUGCCGUGUUCGCUGAGUCCCGUACUCUCUACCCUCGCGACCUGUGAACGUGCUAACUCCGCCGAAGUGCGCGCACUACGGAAAGAGCGCCUGCCCUCGGACAGUAAACAAAACGGAUUUUGGCUUGUGGUUUCCAGCGACCAAAGAGACAAACAAACAAACAAACAAACCAACAAGCAAACACACACCAACGCACGCAGCCAGAAAAUAGGAAGCGCGUGAGCGGGCACAGGAUGUCGCAGGUGCUCAGCCCCCAGAAGCAGGCAGGUCCCUGCCCACGUCCUGUGGGCGUGGCAGCGGCCGUGGAGGUGGAGUCCCUGGACUACACCAGCAACAGCAGCAUCAUGGAGUUCCUCGCCAAGGAGCAGGACUGCGGCCUGGCGGACCCAGACCCGGAGAGCAUUUUCCAGGAGGUCAGUCGCCUGUCCGACAGCAGCGACAUGCGCUCCGUGGACGAGCUGCUGCAGGAGGCGGAGCGACUCAUCCAGCAGCAGCUGCGGCUCGGCGGCAUCACCACAGACAUGCAGGCAGCCGGCGAUCAGGCUGUCAAGGGAGUGGAGGACGGCGGAGGAGGAGGAGGAGCUGGCGCAGUGGGAGAUGCCUCCUCGUCGCCCCUGUCCUCGCCGCACAGCAGCAUCCGGCUGAACACCCGGUACACCCAUCGCAUCGAGCACGUACCCCUUUCCGUUUCAGUUCCCAAACCGCCAAAGGCUAUCGUGGCAGUCGCCAGCAGAGCCACCUCCACCACCACCACCUUCACCACCAUCACCAGCACCAGCACCGCCACCUACGCCACGACCAUCACUCGGCCCCGGUCCUGCUCCAAGUCCUCGGCCUCGCCCACGUCCCUGGCGCAGACCCCGAACCCCGAGGCCAGCGGGGUGUUCGCCGAGUUCGUGGACAACCUGCCGUCGGAGUCGGUCAUCUCGGAGGAGUCGACGCCCAAGGACCUCGAUCUGGACAUGGAGACGCACACGGCGACACUGGCCCAGCUGCAGCUGCAGGACAACACGGACGACGACGAGGACACGAUGGAGGAGAUCACCGAGGCGGAGGUGGACGCCGUCGUGGCCGCCCAGGCCACUCUGGUGACGCGGAGCCACUCCUACAGCAGCCGGCCGCCCAUCCGGCCCAUGGCCAGCUACAGCGAGAAGGCGGUGGGCAGCUCCCCCAAGCACCUGGUCAGCACCCUCAGCUCUCCCAUCGAGCAGAUCGCCUGCAGCGUCUCCCGGGAGCACGCCCUCAAGCUGGAGAUCGAGCAGCUGCAGGAGCGGCUCAAGGACACCGAGGAGCGCCUGGCCUCCGUCCGGCUCCAGAGCGACUCCCUCUCGCAGACGCAGCGCGCCCUGCGCGACCACAACGGCCGCCUGCAGGAGGAGUCCGAGAUGCUCAAGCUGGACGUGCAGCACCUGAACGAGUGCGCCGGGGUGCUGAGGGCGGAGCUGCAGGCGGCGCGCCGGGAUCGGAGCGAGGCGCUCCAGCUGCAGAAGUCGCUGCGGGCCGAGCUGGAGGAGGCGCAGCAGGAGCGCCGGCGCACCGGCGAGGGCAAGGAGAAGGACGCCCGGGUGAUCCAGGACCUGCAGCGCCAGUGCCGCGAGAUGGAGCGCAUCCUGAUGCGCAAGCACCCGGACUCGGUGUCCGCCCUGAUAGUGGCCUCCAAGACGCCGGGCAUGUGCCCGCUGAACGACCAGGAGAACGUGAACAGUCGCAAGCUGCUGGAGCAGCGCAUCGCCCAGCUGGAGUCGGACGCCAAGGAGCAGGACCGGAAGGCCCAGCAGAUCCUGGCCAACGUCCAGGCGCGCUUCAACUCGGUGCAGGCCAAGUACGAGACGCACAUUGCGGAUCUGGAGACGCAGGUCCUGAGCCUCCAGGAGAUCAACACGAAGCUCAAUGAGCAGAUCGAGUCCCAGGUGCGCACCCUGGACCGCUACAUGCAGAAGCGGGCCGACAGGUACUACAACAACUGCACCCAGACGGAUCCCCUGGAGGAGGAUGGCCAGGCUGGGCCAGCUGGGUCGUCUGGGCCAUCUCUGGGCACCGUCAGCUCCACCACCGGCACCCAGACCCAGGCGGCCAAUGGGACGCGAGACCACAGCACCAACACCAUCGGCUGCCCCUCGCCGGCCCUGGUCUGCCACGCCGGCAGCCACAGCCACGGCCAUGGCCACCAGCUGCACCCGCCCUCGGCGAGCAGCAGCACCAGCAGCACGGCCAACUCGACGCCCAACACCUCGCGGCCCAACUCGAAGCAGAGCGGCACCCAGCGCCGCUCCCCGCUGGCCGGCGCCGGGCACUCCAAGCUGCCCAUCUCCCAGUCGGAGUCCACCCUCUCGCUGCUCAGCCACGGUCCGGGCGGCGGGCCGGGCCUGGGCUCCAAGGAGGAGGCCCAGUUGCUCAGCUCCAUGCGGAGCAUGCGCGUCGACCUGGCCAUCAAGAACAAGGCCAUGCAGCGGCUCACCCGUGAGCUGGACGACUGCAAGAAGACCAUCCGGAAGCUGCAGCGCGAGAGGGACAACGGCGGCAGCCUAUCAGGCAGCAAGAUGGACCUGAAGGCCCAGUCGCCGGCCCAGGCCAGUGGCAGCGGGCCAGCCCUGGCCGGAGGACAGCCGCGCCGCUACGAGCACCACCACAGCGACCACAUCCCGGCGGCCACCGAGAGCCAGACCCUGAAGGAGGCCCAGAACAAGUACCGCCUCCUGGAGGCCGACUACAAGACCCUCCACGACAAGCGCCUGCAGGACCUGAAGACCCUGCAGAGCGCCCACGACCGGGAGUUGGCCUCCUGCAACGAGACUGUCAGGAUCCUGCAGCAGCGGCUCAAUGAGCGGGAGGAGGCCUUCGCCACCCAGAAGCGGCGCAAGGUGCCCGUGGACUACUACGCGCUCAAGGCCAAGGUGUCCCUCCUGGAGCGACGGCACUCGGAGCGGGAGGAGCGACUGCACAUGCUGGUGGAGGCCCUCAGCAAAGGGCGCUUGAACGGCGCCCUCGAGGACAUGCUGCAGGAGAACAACAACAAGUAGGGGGCCGUGCAAGGAGGGAGUAGGCAGGAGGAGAUUAGUUAAGCCACAUUGCCAUGUUCAAUGCCAGCCAAUUCGACUAGAGUCCGUCUAAGCACAGCAACACAUCCAAUUAUAUCUUAGGGGGGAGGCGUGGGGGGACAGGGCAGGCCGGGUCCUGGCCCGCCUCGGGGGCAGACACUCUAACUGACGCUCCUUGCGGUUUCCAACCAGCCCAGUGCCAUGUGUUCAGCAACGAAACAAUAAUUACCAGCUAGCCCUAGCCAGCGAGUAGGUAGUUUUAAGAUCCUUCCUGCCCCCCAGGUCAGAGCCAGGGCCCAGAGCCCUGUCCCGAAGAUUCGCGUUAGAGUAGUUCGUAGAGUGGAAAUAUUUUCAAUAUCAGCGUUCCGCCGUAGACACCGCUUGGAAAGAGACGGCAGGCGGGCGGGAAGCGAAAGCGAAAGAGACGGAGAGUGCCCGAGGGCCGGAGGCAAGAGAAGGUGAAUCCAAACGAGAGUAGUACUGACCUAGUAUUCGACCUGUAUAUAGAAUGUCGGUGCUGCCGCAUUCGAAGCGAUCUCAACUUGAAUAUUAUAUAUUUGAUUUACGAUUAGAGGCCGGCGGAGGGCAGAAGCCUGCGCCAUUUUUUUUACCCUACCAGUUUAUUGAGAACUUUGAAAAAGUUAAAAAAAAAAGAUACGAUCGGGGACCGUUGGCAAUAUUUUAAGCGCCUUUCCGGGAAAAGGUUACAUGCGAGGGAGAAACGGAACCAUAUUUAUAACCAAACUA